GAGCCAAACAAGUGCACACCGGAUAUUGGAAAAGCCAUUCUUCUUGCUGAUGCUGUUGUGAUAAUAAAUUAUUAUAGGGACGCAGACGCACGAGGCAAGUCCGAGCCUGGCCCAGCUGAUGUGAGAAGAAAGGAGGGCACGCACGAUCAAGACGAGAUUAUAGAAACAUCUUUGGACGUUAGUCAGAAGGGGGGGGGGGGGGGGUGCUGAUAUCGAUCCCACCAGAGCAUUCUGACUUGGGAUAUUUGAGACUCUGCUCUUACAGAAAUCAAUCCGUGCCGAAUGUAGGCUUCCUGUCCACGGCUGCUCCACUUUCGUUCAGCUGUGUUUCGGAGGCGCACGUCAGCUUUAAAACUGUUAUCUAAAACAGCUUUGGUUAUCUUAUUGUGGAUUUGUCCAGGUUUUUGUCCAUGCGUGAUGCCGCUCUAAGCGCAGACACGCGCAGCGUGGAGAACUCUUCAUCUCAGGUCUUUACGGAGUGAAAUCCGAGCCGGUUCUCACCCGGAUCACGGACCUGACCGCAUGACAAACAAGUGCAUGGGAGUAGCCUGCAGGGCCCGGCUUUAGUUCACGACCAGUACUCCGCACCUCCUCUCCUGCAGGCGCCUGUGAUGUGCGUUACGGCAUUACGCACGGAAAAGAGCCGAGCGCUUUGAUCCGCCUUAUAUCGGGAAUAUUCUUUUGGAGAAGGAUGAGCAGCAAGGAGUUGACGGUGGGCCAGUCCAGCCAGUAUGUGGGGCCAUACAGGCUGGAGAAAACCCUCGGGAAGGGACAGACGGGGCUGGUGAAGUUGGGAGUUCACUGCAUUACAGGGCAGAAGGUCGCCAUAAAGAUUGUCAACAGAGAGAAACUGUCUGAGUCAGUUCUAAUGAAGGUGGAGCGAGAAAUAGCUAUUCUUAAACUAAUAGAGCACCCUCACGUUCUCAAGCUGCACGAUGUCUAUGAGAAUAACAAAUACUUGUAUCUGGUGUUAGAGCACGUGUCAGGCGGGGAGCUUUUCGACUACCUGGUGAAAAAGGGUAGAUUGACCCCAAAAGAGGCCAGGAAGUUCUUCAGACAAAUCAUCUCCGCCCUCGACUUCUGCCACAGUCACUCCAUAUGCCACAGAGACCUGAAGCCUGAGAACCUUCUCCUCGACGAGAAGAACAACAUCAGGAUAGCAGACUUUGGCAUGGCCUCGCUGCAGGUGGGGGACAGCCUGCUGGAAACCAGUUGUGGAUCUCCACACUACGCCUGCCCAGAGGUCAUAAGAGGGGAGAAGUAUGACGGUCGCAGGGCAGAUGUUUGGAGUUGUGGAGUCAUUCUCUUUGCUCUGCUUGUAGGUGCUCUGCCCUUUGACCAUGACAACCUGCGGCAGCUUCUGGAGAAAGUGAAGAGUGGAGUGUUCCAUAUGCCACACUUCAUACCCCCCGACUGCCAAGAACUGCUCAAAGGAAUGAUAGAGGUCACCGCUGACAAGAGACUCACGUUGGAAGCAAUACAGAAACAUCCCUGGUACCAGGGUGGUCGUAAUGAGCCCUGUCCGGAGCAGCCGCCCCCUCGGAAGGUGUGUGUGAAGAGGAUCCUGUCCUUAACGGAUAUGGACCCUGACGUCCUGGAAAGCAUGUACUCCUUAGGCUGCUUCAGAGACCGGGUCAAGCUCAUACAGGAUCUAGCAAGUGAGGAGGAGAACCAGGAGAAAAUGAUCUACUACCUCCUGCUGGAUAGGAAGGAGAGAUACCCAAGUUGUGAGGAUGAGGAUCUGCCACCCAGAAAUGACAUAGACCCACCCAGGAAGCGUGUCGACUCCCCCAUGUUGACACGUCAUGGCCGGUGUCGACCAGAGAGGAAGAGCCUGGAGGUCCUCAGCAUCACAGAACAGGAGUCACCCACUCCACCUCGUAGGGCUCUGGAUACAUCUGCACACAGCCAGAGGUCUCGUUCGGUCAGUGGAGCGUCCACCGGUCUGUCGUCCAGUCCUCUCAGCAGUCCCAGGAGUCCAGUCUUCACUUUCAGCCAAUCAGAAGUCACUUCCAACUCUGCUUCCUCCUCCAAAGAACCCAAAGCAGGAAGUGUCACCACCCCUCGGCCAUCUCGCCCAACGCCUGACUCAAAAACCCAUACCCUGCCCUCAAAGGGACCUACAGAGCGUCCCCAGCUCCAAUCCAUGAAGUCCCUCCCCCUCCAGACUCCACGUUCCCUGUCCCCUUCCCCUUCCCCACUCCUCUCCCCCAUCCCACGCUUCUUCAACUUCCCUGCUCCCUCUGUCUUCAAAUCAGUUGGCAAGAGUGCCCACUCAUCUUCUAACUCCUCUGCCACGCCUUCCCCUGUGUCACAGGUGACUCCUCAGGGCUCACCGCUCCACACCCCGCUGGGCACACCUGUGCACCACAUCCAGCACCCUUCCUCUACCACCCCUCCCUCCUCUUCGUCCUCAUCUUCUUCUUCCAGAGCAGACGGCACCGGUGGGGCCUCACUGUCACUGACCCCGCCCUCCAGCCCUGGUGGCAGUAGUGGGCUGGCCGCCUCCAGCUCGGGCCACUGGAGGACGAGGCUCAACUCUUUCAAAAACAACUUGCUGGGCUCGCCACGCUUCCAUCGCCGCAAGUUGCAAGUUCCCACCUCAGAGGACAUGUCCAGUUUGACUCCAGAGUCCAGUCCAGAACUGGCCAAACGGUCAUGGUUUGGUAACUUUAUCAGCGUGGAAAAAGAAGAACAGAUCUUUAUUGUGAUUCGUGACAAGCCGCUCAGCUCCAUUAAGGCUGAUAUCGUCCAUGCCUUUCUGUCUAUCCCUUCUCUCAGCCACAGCGUGGUGUCUCAGAACAGUUUUAGGGCAGAGUACAAGUCUCCCGGUGGCCCAUCUGUCUUCCAGAAGCCUGUCAAGUUUCAAGUGGAUAUUGUUUUCUCUGAAGGAGAAAGGGAGCGAGAGAGGGAAAGAGCUGAGAAGGAAAGGAGGAGGGAGAUGGGUAUCUAUAGCGUCACCUUCACACUAAUAACAGGUCCAAGUCGCAGGUUCAAGAGAGUUGUGGAAACUAUUCAGGCUCAUCUUAUAAGUUCUCAUGAUCAGCCUUCUGUGCAGGCACUGGCUGAUGAGAAGAACAGUCAACUUUCCCACCACACUGGCCCACCUUCAUGCCAGAAUUCCCGCUGUUCUGAAAAUGGAUCUGAGCAUGCAGAUGGAAGCAGCGGGACUGGGAGUGGAAGCAACAGCAGCACCACCAUCUUACAAAGGCGAGAGUCAGGAAAGGACAAAACCAGACUCCUCUCCUCUUCAAAUGGGACGCAAUCUCACCCCUGAAAUGAAUUUGAGGAAGAGAGGCGAGGAACAUCCGUCCUGGCUGUCCUCUCUUCCUUUCUUCUAUCCUCUCCCAUCGCUUCAUUCCUACCUCCCUUCCUGCCUUGCUUCCUAUCAACAUUCCCUAGCAGUGUGAUGGAGGAGGGGGCGAUGGUUCUUUAAA
Thalassophryne amazonica is the source of this 3437-nucleotide messenger RNA. Its product is annotated as serine/threonine-protein kinase BRSK2-like. NCBI's taxonomy places the organism in Eukaryota, Metazoa, Chordata, Actinopteri, Batrachoidiformes, Batrachoididae. Gene Ontology annotation, molecular function: protein serine/threonine kinase activity; tau-protein kinase activity; ATP binding. Gene Ontology annotation, cellular component: cytoplasm. Gene Ontology annotation, biological process: microtubule cytoskeleton organization; protein phosphorylation; intracellular signal transduction. The transcript has 20 exons. The coding region runs from base 692 to 3277 and encodes 861 amino acids. The record is from RefSeq and is a predicted model, not a curated record.